This is a messenger RNA of Saccharomyces mikatae IFO 1815, 831 nucleotides long. It is a transcript of the gene KRE9, whose product is annotated as Kre9p. Gene Ontology annotation, cellular component: extracellular region. Gene Ontology annotation, biological process: cell wall biogenesis; (1->6)-beta-D-glucan biosynthetic process; fungal-type cell wall organization. NCBI's taxonomy places the organism in Eukaryota, Fungi, Ascomycota, Saccharomycetes, Saccharomycetales, Saccharomycetaceae. Bases 1 to 831 code for a protein of 276 amino acids. The record is from RefSeq and is a predicted model, not a curated record. The transcript has a single exon.
AUGCGUUUACAAACAAACUCCAUUUUAUGUGCUUUGGUGUUUUUAGUUUCUUAUGUGCUAGGUGAUGUUAAUGUCGUUUCUCCAAAAGCGAAAGCCACAUUCAGCCCAAGUGGUGGUAUUGUUUCUAUUCCCGUUGAAUGGAUGGAUAACGGCGCCUACCCUCCAUUAAGCAAAUUUUCAUAUUUCACUUUGAGUCUUUGUACUGGGCCUAACAAUAACAUUGACUGUAUAGCCACUAUUGCUACUAAAGUUAAGGCAAGUGAGUUGACCCAGGAUGAUAAAGUUUAUUCUUACACAGCUACUUUCCCUUCAACUCUAACUGGGAACGGUCAAUAUUACAUCCAAGUCUUUGCGCACGUGGAUAACCAAGGUAACACUAUCCAUUAUACUCCGAGGUUUCAAUUGACUUCUAUGGGAGGUACUACUGCCUAUACAUAUAGUGGGUCGGUUGAGCCUGUUCCCCAGACUUCUAUUCAAACAACUACUACAAACAACGCGCAAGCCACUACUAUUGACAGUCGUUCAUUUACUGUUCCAUACACUAAGCAGACUGGUACGUCGCGUUUUGCUCCCAUGCAAAUGCAGCCAAAUACUAAAGUAACUGCUUCCACGUGGACAAGACAAUUCGCCACUAGCGCAGUGACUUAUUACUCUACCUUUGGGUCGUUGCCGGAACAAGCAACUACAUUGACUCCUGGUUGGUCUUAUACAAUAUCAUCCGGAGCAAACUAUGCCACUCGUGCACCUAUGCCCUCAGCAAAUGGUGGUUGGUAUAAACCAUCUCAGAGGUUGUCUUUGUCAGCAAGGAAAAUCAAUAUGAGAAAAGCAUGA